Messenger RNA from Miniopterus natalensis, 5773 nucleotides. RefSeq names its product ATPase phospholipid transporting 8B2 (gene ATP8B2). The record is from RefSeq and is a predicted model, not a curated record. NCBI's taxonomy places the organism in Eukaryota, Metazoa, Chordata, Mammalia, Chiroptera, Miniopteridae. Gene Ontology annotation, cellular component: trans-Golgi network; plasma membrane. Gene Ontology annotation, molecular function: magnesium ion binding; ATPase-coupled intramembrane lipid carrier activity; ATP hydrolysis activity. Gene Ontology annotation, biological process: phospholipid translocation; Golgi organization.
AGGAGGGCACAUGGGGGCAUCCAUUGUCCCUGGAAUGGGUAUUUUGAGAGCUGUGCCCCUCCAGUCAAUAUCUGGCCUCCUCUCCCUGCCACCUUCCUUUCCCUGCAGGUCUUGGUUUUUGUGAGCUGUCAGUCCCACUAUUAGCCAAGGCAGAGGCAUGGGGGGAGGUGGUGGUGAAAUCUCCUUUCUCAAGGACCCAUCAGGACACUAAGAGCGGGGUGUUGGUGGGUAAGGCUGGGAUGGAGGGGCAAAGUUAGAACUGGGGAAGAGAACCUUCAGGGGAAUCUGAAGAGGGGAAUGAAGGGUUACCCUCAGGUUCUUGAUCCACAUGUCACCUUCCUGCAGGGUCUCCCAUGGGAUUGCUGGGACCUUGCUGGGUGAGAUGGCACUGUGUGCAAAAAAGCGCCCCCCAGAAGAAGAAAGGAGGGCACGGGCCAAUGACCGAGAAUACAAUGAGAAAUUCCAGUAUGCGAGUAACUGCAUCAAGACCUCCAAGUACAAUAUUCUCACCUUCCUGCCUGUCAACCUCUUUGAGCAGUUCCAGGAAGUUGCCAAUACCUACUUCCUGUUCCUUCUCAUUCUGCAGUUGAUCCCACAGAUCUCGUCCCUGUCCUGGUUCACCACCAUCGUGCCUUUGGUUCUUGUCCUCACCAUCACAGCUGUUAAAGAUGCCACUGAUGACUAUUUCCGCCACAAGAGUGAUAACCAGGUGAAUAACCGUCAGUCUCAGGUGCUGAUCAAUGGAAUCCUCCAGCAGGAGCAGUGGAUGAAUGUCUGUGUUGGUGAUAUCAUCAAGCUAGAAAAUAACCAGUUUGUGGCGGCGGAUCUCCUCCUACUUUCCAGCAGUGAGCCUCAUGGGCUGUGUUACAUAGAGACAGCAGAACUCGAUGGAGAGACCAACAUGAAAGUGCGUCAGGCGAUUCCAGUCACCUCAGAAUUGGGAGACAUCAGUAAGCUUGCCAAGUUUGAUGGUGAAGUAAUUUGCGAACCUCCCAACAACAAGCUGGACAAAUUCAGUGGAAUGCUCUACUGGAAGGAGAACAAGUUCCCCCUGAGCAACCAGAACAUGCUGCUGCGGGGCUGCGUGCUGCGGAACACCGAGUGGUGCUUCGGGCUGGUCAUCUUUGCAGGUCCUGACACUAAGCUGAUGCAGAACAGUGGCAGGACGAAAUUUAAGAGAACAAGUAUUGAUCGCCUAAUGAAUACACUGGUGCUUUGGAUUUUUGGAUUCUUGGUUUGCAUGGGGGUGAUCCUGGCCAUUGGCAAUGCCAUUUGGGAGCACGAGGUCGGGAUGCGCUUCCAGGUCUACCUGCCCUGGGAUGAGGCAGUAGACAGUGCCUUUUUUUCUGGCUUCCUCUCCUUCUGGUCCUACAUCAUCAUCCUUAACACCGUCGUGCCCAUAUCGCUCUAUGUCAGUGUGGAGGUCAUUCGCCUGGGCCACAGCUACUUCAUCAACUGGGACAAGAAGAUGUUCUGCAUGAAGAAGCGGACGCCUGCAGAGGCCCGCACGACCACGCUGAAUGAGGAGCUGGGCCAGGUGGAGUACAUCUUCUCUGACAAGACAGGCACCCUCACCCAGAACAUCAUGGUCUUCAACAAAUGCUCUAUCAAUGGCCGCAGCUAUGGUGAUGUGUUCGAUGUCCUGGGGCACAAAGCUGAAUUGGGAGAGAGGCCUGAACCCAUCGACUUCUCCUUCAAUCCUCUGGCUGACAAGAAGUUCUUAUUUUGGGACCCCACACUCUUGGAGGCUGUUAAGAUGGGGGACCCCUACAUCCAUGAGUUCUUCCGCCUCCUCUCCCUGUGUCAUACUGUUAUGUCAGAAGAAAAGAAUGAAGGGGAGCUGUACUACAAAGCCCAGUCCCCGGACGAGGGGGCCCUGGUCACUGCAGCCAGGAACUUUGGUUUUGUAUUCCGCUCUCGUACUCCCAAGACCAUCACUGUCCAUGAGAUGGGCACAGCCGUCACCUACCAGCUGCUGGCCAUCCUGGACUUCAACAAUAUCCGAAAGCGGAUGUCGGUUAUAGUGCGAAACCCAGAGGGGAAGAUCCGACUCUACUGCAAAGGGGCUGACACUAUUCUGCUGGACAGACUCCACCACUCCACCCAAGAGCUGCUCAACACCACCACUGACCACCUGAAUGAAUAUGCAGGGGAAGGGCUGAGGACCCUGGUACUGGCCUACAAGGAUCUGGAUGAAGAAUACUAUGAGGAGUGGGCUGGUAGACGACUCCAAGCCAGCCUGGCCCAGGACAGCCAGGAAGACAGGCUGGCCAGCGUUUACGAGGAGAUUGAAAGUGACAUGAUGCUGCUGGGUGCAACGGCCAUUGAGGACAAACUUCAGCAAGGGGUUCCAGAGACCAUAGCCCUCCUGACAUUGGCCAACAUCAAGAUUUGGGUGCUCACCGGAGACAAACAAGAGACGGCUGUGAACAUUGGCUAUUCCUGCAAGAUGCUGACGGAUGACAUGUCAGAGGUGUUCAUGGUCACUGGCCACACCGUCCUGGAAGUGCGGGAGCAGCUCAGGAAAGCCCGGGAGAAGAUGAUGGACCCGUCCCGCACCAUAGGCAAUGGCUUUACUUACCAUGAGCAACUUUCUUCUUCCAAGCUUACUUCUGUCCUGGAAGCCGUGGCUGGGGAGUAUGCCCUGGUCAUCAAUGGACACAGCCUGGCCCAUGCGUUGGAGGCAGACAUGGAGCUGGAGUUUCUGGAGACAGCCUGUGCCUGCAAAGCUGUCAUCUGUUGCCGGGUGACCCCCUUGCAGAAGGCACAGGUGGUGGAACUGGUUAAAAAGUACAAGAAGGCUGUGACACUUGCCAUUGGGGAUGGAGCCAAUGAUGUCAGCAUGAUCAAAACGGCUCACAUUGGUGUGGGCAUCAGUGGGCAAGAAGGGAUCCAGGCUGUCCUGGCCUCAGAUUACUCCUUCUCCCAGUUCAAGUUUCUGCAGCGCCUCCUGCUGGUGCAUGGGCGCUGGUCCUACCUGCGCAUGUGCAAGUUCCUCUGCUAUUUUUUCUACAAGAACUUUGCUUUCACCAUGGUCCACUUCUGGUUUGGCUUCUUCUGCGGCUUCUCCGCCCAGACCGUCUAUGACCAGUAUUUCAUCACCCUUUAUAACAUUGUAUAUACCUCCCUCCCAGUCCUGGCUAUGGGGGUCUUUGAUCAGGACGUCCCAGAGCAGCGGAGCAUGGAGUACCCUAAACUAUAUGAGCCAGGCCAGCUGAACCUCCUCUUCAACAAGCGGGAAUUCUUCAUCUGCAUUGCCCAGGGCAUCUACACCUCUGUUCUCAUGUUCUUCAUCCCCUAUGGGGUAUUUGCCGAGGCCACCCGGGAUGAUGGCACCCAGCUGGCCGACUAUCAGUCCUUUGCGGUCACUGUGGCUACUUCAUUGGUCAUUGUUGUCAGCGUACAGAUUGGGCUUGAUACAGGCUACUGGACGGCCAUCAACCACUUUUUCAUCUGGGGCAGCCUAGCUGUUUACUUUGCCAUUCUCUUUGCCAUGCAUAGCAAUGGGCUCUUCGACAUGUUUCCCAACCAGUUCCGGUUUGUGGGUAAUGCACAGAACACCCUGGCCCAGCCCACAGUGUGGCUGACCAUCGUGCUUACCACGGUAGUCUGCAUCAUGCCCGUAGUUGCUUUUCGAUUCCUCAAGCUGAACCUGAAGCCCGAUCUCUCUGACACGGUCCGCUACACCCAGCUGGUGAGGAAGAAACAGAAGGCCCAGCACCGCUGCAUGCGGCGGGUGGGUCGCACAGGAUCCCGGCGCUCUGGCUAUGCCUUCUCCCACCAGGAAGGCUUUGGGGAGCUCAUAAUGUCUGGCAAAAACAUGCGACUCAGCUCCCUGGCACUCUCCAGCUUUACUACCCGCUCCAGCUCCAGCUGGAUUGAGAGCCUGCGCAGGAAGAAGAGUGACAGCGCCAGCAGCCCCAGCGGAGGAGCCGACAAGCCCCUCAAGGGAUGAAGGCUGGGACCUCUAUGCCCCGUGCCAGUGAUCAGAGCACACAGGGCAGGCCGGCCACCAAGAGGACCGUGUCUGAGAACUGCCCGUCUUCCUUCUUGCCUCUCCCAGACUUCUCCCCUGGUAGACUCUGUCCUACUGGUCCCACCAGAAGUGUCUGGGGCAUUUCCAGCCAGGGGCCCUCCCACUAGCUAGGAAGGUAGAGGGGACAGUCCUCAAGGGCAGAGUAAGGGCUGGACCAUCUGGAACCAGUCCCAGUGGGGGACCAGAUAUGGAACCAAAAACAGAAAAAAAAACUGUGAGAGGUUGAGUCUGCCCCUCCCUUGCCUGGGAACCCACAGGGAGACUAUAGUCUCUGUAUUUUUUUACUCCCACUCCCCACAGGGGCCCUAGAGCCCCUGUUCCUGAAUUACAUAAGAAUGUAUCAUGCCGGGAAGCCAGAGACCUGUUGGGGCCUCUGGGCCCCUCACAUCGUGUAUGUCUCUCCUUGAUUUGUGUUUGUGUCUAUUUGGUUUUGUCUUUUUUAUUUGGCAAGUGGAGGAGGCCUCUAAGUGACUUUUAUCUUGUGGUUGGUGUCUUAACUCUCCUGGGGAAAAGGAGGUUGGCCCACACAGGUACCCAAACCUGGCUGGAUGUGGAGUGGUUAGGGAGGAGCCACAGUUCAUGGUUGGUCCUCUGGUCCCCCUGAGGGACAGUGAGGCUGACCAGGGAGGGAGGUGCCUUUCAGUUAGAGGGUGUGGGGAGAGUGUAAAGGAGGAUUUGGUUCUGUCUGCUUCCUCACCUUGAGAGUGAAGAGCUGUCCCUUCCCCCAGAACACACGCAUAUCAACUCCUGGAUUCCAUAAGUCCUGCUGGUAUUGGACUGGAGCCAGGGAAAGUAGCCCUGUCAUUCCCUGGCCAAAAGCUGGGUAUGAAGUUUAGUCCUGAAAAAAGGUUUUGUUUUAUUUUAAAUUUAGACUCAAGUCCAUGAGCAGAGUCCCUUCUGAAUUCCCUUCUCCUUCCUCAUCUGGCGUUUUCCUGCAUCUACACCCCAGGACCUGAGGUGGGCCUGAACGGGGAAGCUGGCCUCUGCUUCUCCCUUCUGGUAGACAAGGGGUCCCACCCCUCUGGGCCCAGAAUCUGGUAGGAGGUGGUGAGUCCACGUUCUGGGUGGUAGAAGUGCUACUCAGUGCCUGGCUUGGCCUGGACAGGACUAGUUGGAGCCUCAGCACAACUAUCCUGCCUCUCCAUACCUAGGGAGCUCUUCCCCAAAUUAGGUGUUUCCCAAUUUCACUGCUACCAAGUUAGUCUUGGGAAAAAUCCUUUCCUCGUCUUUGGUCGUGGAGGGGAGGGGUCCUCAGGAAUGGUGGGGAGCUGGGAGUGGGGUACAGAUAUCUUGAACAUUCUAUUCUGUAGGAGCCCUGUAGAACUGCAGGUGGGCUGUGGUGAGGCAGGGUAGGUUGGCCUCCAGUGGGAGGAGGGGAAAGCUUGACAGGGAAAUCCCUUUUGGCCACACAGUUUACAAACCCAACAUCAUGUCUGUUUGUGCGUCUCUCAAGGUGAGAGUCUGAUUUUUAUACCAAAGAGGAAAUGAUUUUUUUUUCAUAUUUGGUUUGUCUAUUAUAUAAAUAUAAAAAAAAAAUAUAUAUAUAUAUACAGUUAUAUAUUAUUUUUUUGGUUCUCUCUCGUUUUUUAGGGAGGGAGGAAAGUACUAAGUUGCAUUGAACUGUAAUUAAGGAACAUUCUGUAUAAUUUAUGACAUAUUUCUAUACUUGCAAAAAUUAUAUCAUUUUAUGGGUAUAAGAGAAAAAUGCCUUUUUAUAAAAUUUCAGUUUCUGAGAAA